AUGGUGCUUGAGCUCUUUCUGGACCUGUACUCAGCCCCCUGCCGUGCCAUCUACAUUUUCACCAGGAAGAAUAGCAUCCCUUUCGAGAUGCACCCUGUGGAGCUGGCACAGGGGGAGCACCUGAAACCCGAAUUCCUGAAGGUGAACCCCCUGGGGAAGGUGCCUGCCCUCAGGGAUGGGGACUUUCUGGUGGCCGAGAGGUCACAGAGCUUCGUGCCCCAGGCUUCUCUUCUGUAAAAUGGGGU
Eubalaena glacialis (North Atlantic right whale) is the source of this 245-nucleotide messenger RNA. Its product is annotated as glutathione S-transferase theta-1-like. Gene Ontology annotation, cellular component: cytoplasm. Gene Ontology annotation, molecular function: glutathione transferase activity. Gene Ontology annotation, biological process: glutathione metabolic process. The record is from RefSeq and is a predicted model, not a curated record. The transcript has 3 exons. Lineage: Eukaryota; Metazoa; Chordata; Mammalia; Artiodactyla; Balaenidae. The coding region runs from base 1 to 237 and encodes 78 amino acids.